This is a messenger RNA of Rotaria sordida, 8097 nucleotides long. Lineage: Eukaryota; Metazoa; Rotifera; Eurotatoria; Philodinida; Philodinidae. The record is from the annotation of a GenBank genome assembly.
AUGAAAGUUGAAUUAACUAUUGAAAAAAAUGUCAUUCUAAAACGUGAUAAACCUUGGUCACAUUUUUAUUUUCUUAAUGAUAAUGAACUGUUAUGUUAUAAUGAACAUAAAAAAUUUGAAUCAGUUAAUUCAUCUAAUGGUAAAAUUGAACAUAUAUCAAAUAAAACAAUAAUAAAUAUUUCAAAAACAUCUCUUACUCAUUGUUUAUCAAAUAAUGGUCAAUUAUGUGCAUUUCUUUCUUCAAAUUAUGAAAUAAUAAUUUGGGAUAAAGAUAAAUUAAUUCGAACAAUACCAUCAUAUUCAUUAGCUAUAAAAGCAAUUAAAACUACACCAAAAAUUUAUAUAAGUAAUAAUGGUGAACAAGCUAUUCUUAUUUUACAACAACCAUAUCGAUUAUUUCUAUGGUUUAAAUCAUCUUAUUCUCAAUUAAUAUCUUCUAAAUCUCAUCAUAAAUCUCCAAUAUGUUCAAAUAUAUCGAAUCAUCCAACAAAUGAAAUAGGUACUUGGUAUGAAUUAAAUUUAAUUAAUCAACAAUUCGAUAUAAUGAAUGAUGAUGAACAUCAAAUAUCAAUUAAUUGUUUUUUUCGUUCAAAAAAUUCUUCAAUUAUUUGUGCAUUUGUUUGUUUUGAUCAAUCAGGUUUUAUUCAAAUAAAUCGUAUUGAUAUUAAUUGGAAAUCAACAAUUUAUUCUGAACAAUUAUUAUCAUAUUCAUUUGAAAUUCUUCAAAUACCAAUAAUAUUAUCAUCAUUAUCAUCAUCAUUAUGUUUUACAUGUUUUGCUCAUUCAUCACCUAUAUUAGCUAUUGGUUUAUCAACAAAUAUUUUAUUAGUUUCAUUAACAACAAUGGUUUUUUCAAAAAUCAUACCUAUUAAUUGUUCAUUUAAAACAUUAUCACCAAGUCAUCAACAAGUAUUUAUAAAUGAUUUAAAAUGGAGUUAUGAUGAUCAAUUUAUAAUUGGUUUAACAAAUCGUGGUGCUUUAUUUUUUCUUAAUCGUUUUGGUUCACAAUUAAAUUUAAUAACACAAGGUGAAUGUAUUACACAAGGUCCAUCAUUAUUUGUUAUUAUUCAUCCAUUAAUUGGAAAAGAUAGUGAAGCAACAACACAUUUAGGUUUAGAUUCAUUUAUGAAAUCAAUUGUAUCAUUUUCAGAUGAUGAUAAAACAAAACAACAAAGAUUUUCAUUAACUGUAAAUGCAAAUAAAUCAUUAAUUUAUUGUAGUGAUGGUUAUCGUUUAGCACGUUUAACUUAUUCAAAUCAAAUUCGUGAUAGAAGAUUUUAUGAUCCAUUACUUAGUUUAUAUUUAAUGGAUUUAAAUAAAAAACAACAAGAACAUUCAGUUUUUAUACAUAAAACAAGAUCAUUUGAUGAGUUUCCAAAAGCUGUUGAUCGUAUUGAUACAGAAAGUAUUGGCGGUGGUGGUGAAGUAAAUAUUUCAAAAAAAUAUGGAAGUUCAACAUCAUUAACAAUUGAUGAUUUACCUGAACUUCCAUUAGAUGAUAUAUUUUCUGCUUAUCAACUUCUUUUAACAUCAUCCGAACGUGUUCAACAUGAAAUUUGUUCAUGUCUUGAACGAACAACACGAACAAUACUUCUAUCACCAAAUAAUGAAGACGUUCUUACAUCAAUUCAAUUAUCACAUUGUUUAACAAAUCUUGCUCUAUCAUCUACAUUUGGAUCAUUAACAUGUUUACGUAUUUCAUGUUUAACAAGAUUUAUACCAUUAUUUAUUGAUGUAUUUAAACAACAAACAACUGUUGUAAAUGAUCCCGAAUUAUUACAAUUAUGUAUUUUAUAUAUUAUUGAACAAUGGUUACAAGCUGUUUUAUAUAUACCAACUAAAUUAAAUACAUUUGAAUUAUACCGAAGACAAAAAGUGAUUCAAUAUAAUGAAGGAGAAGAGGAACAAGAACAAGAACAAGAACAAGACGAAAUGAAUUUUCGAAUUUGUAAAGGGAUUCAACAAUUACAAUUAUUACAAGGAACAAAUAUUAAUUUAGAUGAUUUUUUACCAACCUCAUUAUCUGAUCGACAACAUAAUUUUCAGGCAAAUGAUUCACAUUAUAAUCGUUUUACUCUUCUUCCUUCAUGGUAUAAAUUAUGGUUAUCAAUAGAAAAAAGAUUUUAUCUUAAUAUAAAAAACUUACCAAAAUAUUUAACAACAAUGCGUCUUUUUAUUCAAUCAAUAUUACAUUCAUAUCCAUCAUUAAAUGCUAUUCGUCUAUUACAAUACGGUCAUCAAAUUGAUUUAAAUGAUCUUUUUCCACCAGCAAUAACAUCUACUGAUCAUCCAUUAAAUACAAAAGGUUAUUCAACAUUAAAUGAACGUCGAAAACAACGUCGUCGAUCACGUCAUUCAAUUGAUAUGCCAAAUUCAGCACGUUCAUAUCGUCGUGGAAAACCAUCAACAGAAGCCCGUAAGGCUCUUGUACUUCAUCGUGUACUUUAUGCAUUAAUUGAACAAUAUAAUAUUCGUGAUGCUGUAUGCAUACUUAAUGUUGCUUUACGACGUGAAACAUCACUUUUAUCAUCAUGUCUUCCAAUUGAUUUAUUUAGUGCAAAUUUAUUUCAAUAUAUUGAUACUCGAACUUAUUUUGGUAUGCCUGGUAAUGCUUUACGUUCUGUUUUACGUACUUUAGCUCGUUUUAUGGCUCGAUCAAUGAUAACAACGAUUAAUAAUGAAGAACAACAACAACAACAACAACAUCAAUUAUUUAUUUAUUCAGUUGAUUCAGCAUGUCCAUUACCAAAUUUAUUUAAAACAAAACAAAAAAUCAAUGAACAAUUAAAAUAUCGAAUGAUUAAUAUUGAUCGAAAUCUUGAUGCAUUACUUUAUACAAAAUUAUGUGAAUAUCUUCAAAUAGAUAAUCUUAAAUCUGUACUUAAACAUACUUAUAAACAAGAUGAAAUAAUGUUAUUUAUUAAAAAUUUAUCAUCAACAUUAGAACAAUUUCUUCAAUGUGCAACACUUUUACAAGUACCAUUAACUGAAAUGUUAUUAAGACGUUUAAAUGCUAUUAUGAUUUAUUUAUUUACAUUAAUACCAAUAUUUAUAUCAUCAAAAUAUUAUUUACCAUGUCCACCAAUAUAUUCUUCAAUAUUAAAUACAUAUGAUGAUGAUAAAUAUGAUAUAACAUGUAAAUAUGAAACACAUAUACGUUUAAUUUAUUAUCGUACAAUACAUAUAUUUAUACAAAUAUUAUCAGCUAGUCGAAUACAAUUAUCAUGUCUUAAAUGGUAUUUAGAUUAUUUAACAAUAACAAAUAAUAGACGUAAACAAACAACAAAUGAAACAAAUGAUAGUUUUUAUUCAAUUAAAAUGUUACUUAAAUCAUUACGUUUUCAUAAAUUACCAAAUAUACCUGAUCGAAUAUUAAUUUAUUUUCGUGAUUUUUGUAUUAUAUUAUUUUUAUUAGAUACACGUGAUCGUUUAUCACUUACAUUACGUAAUUAUUUACGUCAUAAAAUUGAAUUAACAAAUCUAUCUGAUAAACUUUCAUGGAAAAUAAUUAGUUAUGCAACAAUACUACUUUCAUUUCGUUGUUUAAUAUCAGAUGAAAUGGAUUUAUUACGUAUUGUAUUAAAUAUUUUUUUUGAUUUAACACCAUCAGAACAAUUAAUGAGAGCAUUAGCUAAAUUAAUUAUUGCACGACAACAUCAAGAUAAUAAUAUAGAUAAUAAUGAUGAAAUUACAUUAAUUAUUAAUAAAUUAAAAGCUAAAUGGAUGCAAAUUAAUCCAACUUAUAUUCAAUUAUAUGAAGGAUUUUUAGAAACAAUUAUUCUACAAGAUGUUCAAGGAGAUAUUAUUCAACAUUAUAUGAAUGAUAUACAUGAUCAUCAUAAUCAAGAACCAUUAUUUGAUUUAAAACCUAAAUGGUUUGAAACAUGUGUUGAAUAUGGUGAAUUUAUGACAAUGCUUAUACCACUUCUUCUUGAUACAUCAUCAUUAACUAAUAUGAAACAACAAGAAUUAAAUAAUGAUCAUACAAAAUUUGAUAGUAAAUCAAUUCCUUUAUUACAAACAAUGAGUACACAAUUACGUGAAUUAGAACUACCGAUAAAUCUUGAUAAACGAUAUUUAUUUAAACAAGCUCCACUUUUUGUUCCACCACAUGAAUAUAUAGUUUUUCCUGUACGUAUGAUACCAUAUGAUACACAACAAACUAUGUUUCAACAAACACCAACAACUAGAAAUAAUAAUACUAUUGGAAGUUUUGUUAAUAUAUCUUCAACACAACAACCACCUGGUGUUGUCACUCUUGAAAAUCAUCAUCGACGUAAUUAUUAUAAUUCAGAUAGUAAUAAUAAUAAUAAUACUAAUAAUAAUAAUAAUGGAAAUCCAUCGAUGGAAUGGGAUGGACGUUCAGAUGAUCCAUCACGAUCAUAUGUACGACAAUUUGAUGAACCAUAUGAUGAAGCAGCUCGACGUAGUAUUUGGAUGGUAGGUUGGGCUAAUCGUGAUUUUACAACAACUACUGAUCAAACACAAACAACUAAUAUGCGUAUUCCUGUAUCAGCACAAUUUCUUGCAUCAAGUUCAUUAGUUAGUGAUCCACAACAUUAUACAACAAUUGUUAAACAACAUUCACAACAAAUGAAAUUUAAUAAUGAUCAAGGAGAAAAUGAUUCUGAUUUAACAAAUGUAACUAAAGAUAGUGAAGAUGAUGAUGGAAGUCAUACACAAAGUGAUUUACCAUCAAGUCCUCGUCGACGUGAUAUUUCAUUUCGAAAAAAUUCACUUGAAGAAAGUGUAUCAUUACCUGUAAUGAGUAAUGAUGGUGGUGGAGAUCUUGGUCGUAGUCAUGAUUUUCGUGCACCAUCACGUGAAACUGGUAUUGAUGAAACAUUAACUUAUGAUCCACGAGAUAUUCUAGCUGAUUAUAAAGAAUCACCUGGUCAUCAACAUAGAAAUCAACAAAGAUCAAGUCCAAUAUCACAUAUUUCACCAUCAACAACGAAUGGAUUUCAACAACAACCAUCACCUCAUUCAGUUCGACAAUCAUAUAGUGAUCGUCGUUUUCUUGAUGAUUCUGAUCCAUACUUGGCAUUGAGACUUGAACAAGAAGAACGAGAAAAAUAUGCUUUGAUAGAUUCUAACAGAACAAUGCCUUCGAAACAAUCUCCUUUCGGUCAAUAUUCAUCUUCUCGAGAUUCACAUAAUCAUCAACCACCAUUUCAAGAUUCAAAUAGUCGUCGAUCUCCUACAAGAGAUCCACAUAGCCGUCGAUCUCCUACUAGAGAUACAUAUAGUCAUCGACCAUCUUCUCGAGAUCCACAACAUGAUCGUCAACAUCAUCAAUAUUUUCCACAAAUUCAACCACCACCACCAUCAUCAUAUAAUCAAGUUCAAGCACCUGUACCUAUUCAAUAUAUUCCUUCAAUACGUUUACCACUUCUUCGUCUCGGAGCUCCUGUAAUCACUACUACUACACCUAUGUUAGUGCAACCGCGAUUACCACCACCACCACCACCACCUCCACCAGUUGUUGUUUAUCCUUCUAGACCAAUAUAUGUUUCACCAGCACCACGUCCUCCUCUUCCAAUGCUUCAUUUAGCUCCUCAACUUCCACCACCAGUAGCCAUUUCACCACGAGCAACACAAGCUGAUCAACAAAGAUUAUCCUAUGUACAAAAUAUUAUGCAUCAAUAUGCUGACAACAAUCGACCUCGUCUUCAGUUAUUACAAUUGCGUUCACAUCCUAGAAUAAAUAAUACUACUGAGAUAAAUAUACCGAUGCCUACAUCUAAUAUUGUUAGUAAAUCAUCGGACACAAAAAUUGAUACAGGUAUACAAGUUGAAAUACCUCGACAAGAUGGUUUUGUUAUUGAACCAGGUCUUUUUCAAACAUUAUUGCGAGAUGCUACUGGUGUAAAUUUUACAUCAGCUGAAGCUCAUUAUUCUGCUGCUCGUCAAAUUCAACAACAAGCAAUUGAAGCUCGUCGUCGUGAACGAUCUACUAUGACUGAUUUACCUGCUCAUCAAAUUUUAUAUGAUUUACAAUAUGCUCGUGGCGGUGAAGGUGAUGAACGAAAAUUUGUUAAUGUUUCUGAUAUUGCUGGUCCACAUGCUGAUGCAUUACUGGCUCAAAUCAGACGAGAUCAAAUAGAACGAGAACAACUUCAUUUACGUCAACAGCAACCACCACCACCACCAACAGUACCAACGGUUACUAACAUAAAUGGAAUGCCAUCAACUACUUAUCCCAUUGGUUUCGAACGACAACAUACACAAAUAUUACAGCAACAACAAGAACCUAUGACACGACCUUCAUAUCCAAUAGGAUUCGAACAGCAACCUUUAGGUUUUUAUAAUGCUGAUGAAUUACAACAAAAAAGUGAACUUAUUUUACAACGUCGACGACAACGAGAAGAAGAAGAAAAACAAGCCGAACGACUUGCUUUUGGUAAUGUUGAUGAUGAUCGUUCUCAACGAAGAGUUUCAUAUGAAUCACACAUACAAACAUAUGAACCAGAUGAACAUGAUGUUCCUCUUGAAUAUCUAAUAAAGCAACCUCGUCUCACAGAACCAAUUUCUGAUACAAGUUCACAUAUAGUAGAUCCAAUCUCAGUUCGUUCAAUUACACCUCGUUCACCACAUAGACAAGUUUCUAGUGAACGUCGAUUGUCAAUUAAAACUACUACACCUCGUGAUACAAGUUCUCCACGUAAACAAAUAUCAAGUGAACGUCCAAUUUCAAUUAAAAUUACAACACCUCGUGAUCCAUUUUCUCCACGUAAAACUACCAGUCAUAAAUCACAUUCAACAACUGGUACACCACGUAAAACUGCAUCACCCACUAUUGCUGAUCGACAUCGUGAAGCUCGUCAACGUCAACAACAAUUAUUAUCACGUGUACGUGAUGAAAAUGCUCUUCGUUAUGCUGAUGCUGUUCUUCAUGGUGAACCUAUACCAUCAACACGAACUUUAGAUGAAUUUCAAAUUGAACCAUUAGAAACAAGUUUUACAUCAACUGUACGUGAAAUGGCACAUGCUGAUGGCAUGAUUAAUCGUACAUAUGAUCUUGAUUUUAACGAUGAUGAUAUUGAUAUAGGUGAUGAUUAUUCAGAACGUAUACCAUCAAGACCAAUGUCAGCUACAACAUCUAAUUUUAAUCAUAAUGCAACUCAAUAUUCAACAUCAUCUUCAGUUCUACCACGACCAUCAUCAGCAUCAUCUACUAGAUCUUCUCGAAAAAUGACACCAAUGGGAAAAGCUAUUAUUCAGGCUAAACAAAAAGGUCCACCACCAGCUCGUAGUAAUAUGGCAAGAAAACGACCACUUUCAUCUCCAGCUAAUCUUGGACAAAAACGAGGUUCAAUGACUACUCCUGUCAAAAGAAGUCAAGCUCAAACAACACUGGUACGAACAAUACGUAAAUCACCACCACCCGCUCAUAAACCAACAACAUACAAUCAACGUGUACGUGCUUUAAAUAAAACAGAUAGUGAAAUACGAACAAAAACAAAACCAGAUUCAACUGAUCCUAAAGCACUCAUGCGUUUAUAUGGUACACGACGAGUACCAGGUCUUUAUAUACCUUAUGAAAAGACGGAACUACGAGUAACAAAGACUUAUUCAGAACGAAUGAAAGAAUUGCAACGACCUGCAUCAGCUCAUCUUCAAAGACAACGACAAUCACAAAGACAACAAGAAGACGAAUUAGAACAACGUCCAUCAAGUGCUCCGUCCAGCUCUGCGAGUUUGUCUGAUUGGGAAGUUGAUGAUCGCGUUAAACAAUUAUUGGCUGACGAUCAAGAUACAUUACCUAGUAAAAAAUUAACUAAAACAGUAACACCAUUAGCUGAUCUUGAUGAACUUGAUAUUGAUAAUAUGGAUGAAACGACUUAUAGUUUGACUCGUGUAACUGAACAAACAAAUGACAAUACUUAUGGUGAUGAUCUUCGAUUACUACAAAAUCGACGAUCUAGUGCCUUGAAUACUAAUACUUAUGGUGGUACAAGACUUAGUGCACGAAGUAGUGCUGGUGGUGAUAUGACAGCACGUGAUGAAAGUGAAUUAUCAAGAGGUGAAAGUAGUAUUGGAAGCUACGUCGAUUGGAGUAUAAUUGAUAGAGAUUUUCCGACAGGAACACAAUAA